Molecule: messenger RNA, 558 nt
Organism: Paramecium tetraurelia
Lineage: Eukaryota; Ciliophora; Oligohymenophorea; Peniculida; Parameciidae
Exons: 3
Source: RefSeq, a predicted model, not a curated record
AUGCCGAGGUUUUAUGAUCCAACCAAGACUGAUCCUACAAUCAUAGCAAUAAAUUGGGUCGAUUAAAUUUUAACAGAAAAACUAAAAACCUUAUCUCAAGAGGAUAUUUAAAACUACAUAAAAAGAUUUCAACAAGAAAAAUUAUUUGCGAAUUACAAAAACAAAGAAAUUGUUAUUAGUAAUAAUUGUUCAAGAGGAAAUAUGUACUUAGAUUAUGAUAAUCUACAGAAUAAAUAUUUUCCUGUAUUGAAUAAUGGAAAUUAGAUAGUCGUUUGCUAAAAUAUGAUUCUAAAUAGUGUAUAAUUAUUAGAAAACUUAAUCAGAGAAUUUGAAUUGUCACAAAGUUAAAUUGAAGCAUAAGGAUGCAAAUAUAUUUCAGCAUGUAGCAAAGCUUACAAAAUAUACAAAUUUCCUUUUGAGAAACACAAAUAAUUAAGUGAUAUCUGUGCAAAAAUGUUGAUGAGGCAUAGAGGAUAGAAUAAAGAUCAAUUGCCAUUAGAUUAAUGGAUUAGACACAUAGAAACAGAAAUAAAAUAUUAAUAAUGUUAUAAUAUUUGA